AUGAAUGCUAGGGAAUUGCCGGUGGCAAAAUUAUUGGAUUUUAUGAGGGAAUUGGUUGAAAGAUGGAAUGCGACGCACAAUGAAGAAGCAAAGAAUACAUUCACAGAUCUUACUAAAAAGUAUCAAGAAAUUAUCAACAAGAAUGAGGUACGAGCUUCCACUGAAUUUCUACAUACAGUGAUUGAUGGUGUUAGGAGGUUCACAGUGUGUCUUCGAGCUAGGGCGUGUACUUGUGGAAGAUUUCAACUGGAUGAGAUACCUUGCGGGCAUGCUAUGACUGCUAUAGUGUAUAGGCACCAACAUGGAGCGGAAUAUACCUCUGCCUACUACAACAAUAAGAAUUUCCUAGAUACAUAUGCAAUACCAGUUGUGCCUCUUCCAUGUGAAAGAACAUGGGAUAUACCGAGGCAUGUAAAGGAAGAGAUUGUGUUGCCACCAGAUGGUAAAAGACCACCAGGAAGACCAGCUACCAAACGAAUGAAACCAUUCCACGAGGGGAAAUUUAAGAAAUCAACAGUGACAUGCAGUAGAUGUGGUACAGAAGGCCACAAUAAGAAGACCUUAACAGUAGAAACUGAGUACAAUUUUAAUAAUAAUAAUAAUGUUGAAAAGCUGAUGUAUUGUGGUAAAUAUGUCAAGCUCACAUUACCUGUGGUUUGUUGGUGGACUCACUGGCUUUCACUUGUAUCUAAUAAGCACCAAUCAGAACCUGAAGCAAGAGCAGCUACACGAUUCAAAACGCCUCUCAAACCAAAUUGUAUGAAAGACGUAUCAAAUAUGAUUAAUAAACUCAAAGAUUCAUAG
This is a messenger RNA of Lycium barbarum (goji berry), 804 nucleotides long. RefSeq lists its product as uncharacterized. Lineage: Eukaryota; Viridiplantae; Streptophyta; Magnoliopsida; Solanales; Solanaceae. The record is from RefSeq and is a predicted model, not a curated record. Bases 1 to 804 code for a protein of 267 amino acids. Gene Ontology annotation, molecular function: zinc ion binding. The transcript is spliced from 5 exons.